This is a messenger RNA of Papaver somniferum (opium poppy), 2299 nucleotides long. Its product is annotated as probable sulfate transporter 3.4. The transcript is spliced from 12 exons. The record is from RefSeq and is a predicted model, not a curated record. Gene Ontology annotation, cellular component: membrane. Lineage: Eukaryota; Viridiplantae; Streptophyta; Magnoliopsida; Ranunculales; Papaveraceae. Gene Ontology annotation, biological process: transmembrane transport. Bases 64 to 2031 code for a protein of 655 amino acids.
AAACAAUCGUAGUUACAAUUUUCUUCAUCAACAAACUUUAAAUAAGCAAUUUAGGUUUCUGAGAUGGUGAGUGGAAGUUCAAACAAAGUAGGUGAUGUUCAUGAAACCAGUAUUACGAUUGAGGGUGAUCAUGAUCAUUCAACAACGGUGGAGAUACAUAAAGUUUGUUUACCACCAAAUAAAACGACAUUCCAAUCUAUCAAACAUUACUUUUCUGAGAUAUUUUUCCCUGAUGAUCCUCUUCAUAAGUUUAAGAAUCAAAAACCUUCUAAGAAAUUUUUUCUAGGGCUUCAAUAUUUCUUUCCAAUACUUGAAUGGGGGUCUGAGUAUAGCUUCAAACUACUUAAAUCUGAUGUUAUUUCUGGUCUUACCAUUGCUAGUUUGGCUAUUCCUCAGGGAAUUAGUUAUGCAAAGUUGGCUAAUUUGCCUCCUAUUCAUGGACUGUAUUCAAGUUUUGUACCACCAUUGCUGUAUGCAAUUCUUGGAAGUUCAAGACAUUUAGCAGUUGGUCCAGUAUCAAUAGCAUCACUAGUAAUGGGUUCUAUGCUUAAAGAAGUAGUCUCACCAACUGAAGACCCAACUCUGUAUCUGAAAUUGGCUCUCACUUCAACCUUCUUUGCUGGUGUAUUUCAAACAUCUUUGGGUCUACUUAGGUUGGGAUUCAUAAUCGAUUUCCUUUCGAAGCCGACUUUAACUGGGUUCACAGCUGGGGCAGCUGUUAUUGUAGGUCUACAGCAGCUUAAAGGAAUGCUUGGGAUUACUCACUUUACUCCUAAGAUGCAAAUUGUCAAUGUGCUGUCUUCUGUUUUUAGCACCACAAAAGAGUGGUCAUGGCAAACUGUUGUGAUGGGGAUGUGUUUCUUGAUCUUUCUACUGGCAACAAGGCAUAUUAGCAUCAAAAAGCCACAGCUCUUUUGGAUUUCAGCAGCCGCUCCAUUAGCAUCCGUAAUUCUGUCAACAGCUUUAGUCUAUGCCUUCAGAGCUCACACUUCUGCCAUUUCAAUCAUUGGACACUUGUCGAAGGGUUUGAAUCCGCCAUCCUCGAACAUGCUAUCUUUCAGUGGAACUCAUCUUCCCCUUGCUGUAAAAACGGGCAUUGUAUCCGGGAUUUUGUCUCUCACUGAAGGUAUCGCAGUUGGAAGGACUUUUGCUUCGCUAAGAAAUUAUCAAAUUGAUGGGAAUAAAGAAAUGAUAGCAAUCGGUGUUAUGAAUAUGGCUGGUUCUGGUACUUCAUGCUAUGUAACAACAGGAUCAUUUUCUAGAUCAGCAGUAAACUUUAAUGCUGGAGCACAGACAGCAGUAUCGAACAUAGUUAUGGCAGCAACCGUCAUGAUCACACUGCUAUUCCUGCUGCCGUUGUUUUACUUUACUCCCAAUGUCAUCUUAGCGGCGAUUAUUAUAACUGCUGUUAUUGGGCUGAUCAAUUAUCAAGAAGUCAUUAAGUUCUGGAGGGUUGAUAAGUUCGACUUCAUGACAUGUUUAAUUGCAUUCUUUGGUGUUCUUUUCUUCUCUGUUCAAAUGGGCCUCGCAAUUGCUGUCGGGGUUUCAAUAUUCAAGAUUCUGAUGAAUGUGACAAGACCAAAUACAAUGGUGUUAGGGAAUAUUCCUGGGACACAAGUAUUCCAAAAUGUUGGCCGUUAUGGAGACGCUACAAGGGUUCCAUCAUUCUUCAUACUUGCGAUUGAAUCUCCCAUCUGCUUUGCAAAUUCUGCAUAUCUUCAAGAGAGGAUAUUAAGAUGGGUUAGAGGAGGAGAAAGGAUUUUAGAAAACAAAGAGCAAGACAUGAAAACCAUAAUCUUGGACCUGACAGCUGUAACUGCCAUAGACACCAAUGGACUUGAAGCAAUAGUUGAAAUCAGAAAGAUGCUCGAUAAGCGAUCGUAUAAGCUGGUGUUGGUGAAUCCAUUGGGACAAGUGAUGGAGAAACUGGAAACUUCAAAGACACUGGAACUUUUUGGGGAAAGAGGAUUGUAUCUCACAGUUGGAGAAGCCAUUGCAGAUAUAUCCAAAAGGUCCAAGAUUGAGGUCUAAGUCACUUGUUACAAUGGGUAGUUGAAUCCCGAUUGUCUUAUUUUUACACGAUAGAUCAGAGGAUCCCUAUUUUAUUUUUUUAUUUUAUUUUUUUUUAUUUUUUUGAUAGGCUAAAGCUGGACCCAGACCCUACCCAAAUCAAGCCAGUUGGACUAGCCCCACUGCUAGACCCAACCCCGCCAAAUCCCUCUAGCCCCACUGCUAGACCCAGGCCCCUACAUUAGAGUAUUACCCAAGUUUGUUCCAAGUCACUUGUUAUAAUUGUAUC